Molecule: messenger RNA, 4866 nt
Organism: Penaeus vannamei (Pacific white shrimp)
Lineage: Eukaryota; Metazoa; Arthropoda; Malacostraca; Decapoda; Penaeidae
Source: RefSeq, a predicted model, not a curated record
ACGGGAACGGCCCAGCGGCCAAAGGAGCUACGAACGGCCCUGCUCACAUGACGGGUUCCACGAGGCCUGGCCGAGCGGUGGCGCGUGUGCCUGGAAUCACGGACGCGUCCGCGCCAAGCGGAUGUGUGACGCCUGGACCCAGGGGCACCAGAGGCAACAGGCGACGCCCCCGCAGACCGAAGGGCGCGAAGAGCACAGGGAGAUAUAAAUCCGGAGCAAAGGGCAGAUCCGAGAGUGGUAUGGUGCACAGACAUCCGACAGGAGCAGAGACUGGCCUCAGCGUUGCACCUGUGACAGGGGAAGUCAGUUCAAGCAGCCGAACUCUCAGGUUCACAGAUGGGGCGGCGGCAGCAGGUCACGUGUUCCUGCUCACGCCCGGGACCUGCCCGGAGACCGUCAUGGCCAGCGAUACGGGCGCACCAGUGAGGAGGAACUGCGCUAUUCAAAUACCUCCUACCAAACGUGAAUCGGAUGAAAUGAGUAACAUUAAUUAUCAAUUGUGUCGAGCACGUUCCGAGUGGCCUCUGACCCCGCUUUCAGACACCGAAGUCACUCGGGGGCGUUUAGCCUCCGUGGCCCGAACGUGCGAGAACGAGCAGCAGAUCCCGUCAUUCCCCAGGGACGGAGAGCCAAUUCCUGCGGAUCGAGUCAUCUGCCGUGAGGACGUGGCCGAGGCUGCGAGGGGGGCAAGCGCGGGCGGGCACGUGCUGGGCCUCACGGGCAGAGCGGGGCAGGCCAGCGUCGGCGCUUCGGUGGCGGCCUCUGGCAGCUGGAUGGCGGAGCUACCGCCUCGCCGAGCUCCCUCACCUCAGUGUCCCGCUCCCCUACGCGCUAGUCACCCUUGCCACGAUUCUGCGUGGACUGCAGCUUCCUGCCACGUCUCUGUCAUGAACUCUCUCGCGCCCGAGCACUCCCGAGUGACAGCCCAUGACACGCCGCCUGACGGCCACCCUCCGCCGCCCGAGCCGCCUCCAGCUGUAACGACAGGCGGCGCUGGGGAGGGCGAGAAGGCCGCGCCUCUCAAGGCAGAAAAUGCAGCCAAAGGACACUCACACUUCAUGCUAGGGACGACGUGUGGGCGCGGCCAAUGGGCGCCCGGGCUCAGGGAAGACAUCCGCGCUUUUGACAUCUACAAAAUCAGUGGGGGUGUGUGCGAGACCCACGUGCCCCCCCUCCCCGCCCUCCCCACCCAGUCCGACACUGACACCGACACCGACGAAGGCUCGCUCGGGCAGGUUCCGCGGGCCCUCAGGAAGCGGAAGAUUAAUGCCGAGAUGCGCGACGGAGUGGAGAGGAAAAGGUGCAGAGAAAGCGAGGACGAAGAGGACGAGGAAGACAAGCUCAGACUCGAAGGCGUGACGCUGCUGCUGCCCUCGCCCCUGCAACUCCACAGUGACUUCAACAAGCCGAAACUUAGUGCUGAUGCCAGUGUCGCUAGAACGCUCUCGUGUCCCUUCCUUCCCCAGGAGUUGUGUCCCCCUCCCAGUGCCCCACCCUCUGCCCCAACCAUCGUUCCUCCACAGCCUCACCCCUGAAACCUCCGCCUGUGACGCCGCGAAGUGGCUCGAGGACGGUCCCGCCCCAGCCGCCCCCAGCGCCGCCUCUGCCACGACGUCUUCUGCCUCCGCCGGCGGCGCCCCCGCGACGCUCCCCUCUUCGACAAGCCCCAGCUUGACCGCCACAGCAGGCUCUGCUUCCAGCACGAGCCGAGCGUGUUGCGGCGCCCCUCCCCUCGCCGCGUCGCCCGGCGCGUCGUCCUCCGGCUGUGACGAUGCCGACGACACUUCGAGCGAGGACACCCUAAGUGACGACGACGACGACGACGGGGCGUCCACUGUCGUGCCCGAAGACUUUUGGGACGAAACGGACUCCGACAUCGAAGUCCUUGUUCAGUCGGAAUCUUGGGUGGACCUGUCCAAUCAGCCCAGCAGUCCCGACCGCGUGACCCCGCUCCCUUUCGGCAACGGCGAGGAGUACUUGCGUCUCCUGAGGGAGGCUCAGAAAGACAGCAAUCAGUCCUCCGCCAGGGUCUCCCUCGCCUCCUCGCGCCGUGACACGCCGAGGGACUCUCCUCAUGACUCGCCAAAGUCGCCUCCAAACAGUCCUAAUACAGAAAUGGCCACGGAUCCUGAGGAGGCUGCCGUGUUGAAAGGAGUCUAUAUAAACUAUUAUAAUAAGGAGGGCGACUUUAUCCGCGUAGAGAAGAAUACUGAAACAGAUUGGAUUUGGGAUUGGAGCAGCCGACCAGAUCAGACUCCACCCAAGGAGUGGAGGUUUAGUCAUCCUCGAAAGGGCGUCAGUCGUGGUGCUAGUAUUCGUCGGGUGAUGGUAGGAAAUUCGUCUCUCUUCUCCCGAGAUGUGCUGUACACCCUCCUCAUCACCAACGUUCUGUCCCUUAUCCUUGGUACUGGUAUUGGGAUCUGGCUAUCAAAACGUUCAGGUAGCAAUGUGAUCUCAACAUUACCCAUCAAUUGAUCUCUGGUUAGCACUAAUAUGCACUUGGUCUCCUCAUACUCAUGUAGGGACCUGUCAGGAAUUACUUGUGCAAUUUUGUGUCUCAUUUGAGGUUCUCCAGCAUCUCUUGUGAGGAUGCAAAAUGGCUUCUUCAUUUUUACUGUUCCGGAUUCUAGAGAUUGAAAACAGAAGAGGAAUGUAAUUCAUAAUGUUUUUAUAUAAUGACAAAUUACUUUUGAAUGUAUAAUGUCAUGCGGUGUAUGACUUGAAAUUCAUUGUAACUUCUAAGUUUAAUUUUUAUUUGUACAGGAUCCAGGAUAGGUGAGGCCUGUGGGUUGGCUAGUAUGAUUUGACUAAGUGCAUGUAAAAAGGCCUAGGCACUUAAGGGGGAUAUCAAGUAGCCUGAGAUGUGAGUAGGCUUUUCAAGGAAUUGGUUAGAUGAUUGAGCAGAAGUUAAAUGUGUAUCUUGGGCUUUUGCUCACAUGUGAACCAACAAGCAAUCUAAGGACUUUUCUUUUUUAAUAAUCAGUUCCAGGCAUAAUUUUUGCAUUCUUAGGAAUAUUUAUGAUAUUUUUUAGAAGUUGGAUAACCUUAAAUUUUCCCCUCACCAAAAGAAGGGAGAAAAAUCACAAGAUUCUUUUGUUUUAUUUUCUCUCACAUCUAUUCAAAAUGGAGUUUGUAUGCAUUAUUACUUUUUAUAUAUCUUUUAUAAAUAUUAGUGCUAUAUUCUGUGGUGAAGCUUCUUUUUCCACAUAUUUCUUCUUUUCUUUCUUUUAUUUUUUACUUCCUGUUUGUGCUUUCAUAUUUCUACUGCAACCACAGUAGCAAGAUCUGUACAAAGGUAUUUGGGAAGUAGAGCAGAUAUCUAGUCAGGUGACGGCAGUAGCGUAAUUCAUCCUUACCUGCAGUCUGAAAUGAUGUGCCGAGUCUUUCAAAGUUUACAAUUUGAAAAGGAACUGUAUAUCUUCCAUAAUGCUGUUACUUCCCCUGGUUAAAGGCCACAGCGAGAUGGAUGGUAUUUGAUGCUGAGUCUUUAAAUGCCAUUCUCCCAGGUCUCAUUACCAGGGUAGGCAGUACUGAUGACAGGCAGAGAAAAUAGUGUGUGUGAGUAGAUGGGAGUGAGGAUGUGUGUGUAGAUAGAUGAUGCAGGGAUGUGUUGGGUUUACAUACUGAGAAGAUAGAGGAGGAAACAUUGAUUUUUAUGUAGACAUGGAGGAUAUGAUUACACAAAUAAAAUGCAUUUUAGAAGUUGUCGGUAAAGAGAUUUUGCAGAGAAGAAUGAAUUGUUUAAGACCAGAAGAGCAUCAAAGCUUAUACAGCAUUAAGAGUUAGGAAUGGUAGGCAAUGGGAAGCUCAAGCAUCACAGUAGUGGUAAGAUCAAUAUAGAUUAAAUACAUAUUUUGUAUCUUAGUGACGUCUAAUAAGUGUCUUGAACCAAUGCUCGAACACGGGAUAUAACAUUUAUUUUCAAUACAUUCUGGAAGUAAACACAGAAAAUUAUUGCCAGCUAGCUACUUACAAAAUUGGAAGCCAGCAGUUGAGUCGCUCUCAGAAACAAGACUGAACUCUUUCAUUUAAGGUAACUGGAAAAGAAGGAAAAAUAUUCAGAGGAAAUUUUCUUUGACAAUACCUUUUGUUAUAUUAUUUAAGGUAAAGGGGAGCUAUAAUAGCUUCCUUCUUAAUUAAGUCUCUUAACUCUUUUCUAUGUAUAGGAAAAAAUAAAGAGAACCAGGAAGAACCACCUGUCAACAUUCAGUGGUUUUGGGCUGUGUUGGAGGACCUCUGUAUGCAUCAGUACAGUCAUAUCUAGCUGUUACUACUUUAGCUGCAAUGCCUGUCACUGGUCUGUCUGGUCACUUUUUCAGGAUUUAACUUCUUACAGCUGGAUGUGAUUGUGCCAGAAACAGAGUCCAGUAAACUUUUUCUUGCAACAGUCCGUUUUGAAAAGGUGUUUUUGUUAAAUUUUUCUGUGAUAUAAAUAUUACAGUAAAAUCUUGAAAAAAAGUUCUUAACAUAUAUUUACCUAGAUUUACCCUCUUGUGGCUGUACAGUACUUGUUUUGUCUGUACAAGUUUGUGUAAUCUAUUACUUGUUUCACAAGUAUAUGGAACACAUUACUUGUUGUAGGUACAAGUAUUUGGAACACAUGGCUUGUUAUAUGUACAAGGGUGUGUAACUUAUAACUUGAAAUGUCUUCAUACCUGCUACCAUCAGGAGGUAUAGUUCUUGUUUAUGUGAUGGAUGUACUUUAUAUUUAUUCCAAAAAUUAAGAAUAUGAAUGAAAGUAAAGUUAACAUUCACUACAGAACAUACCAAGUGCCCACUGAUUGGAGAGCAGUGCCAGACACCCAAUCUCCAGCUUUCUAGUUUUGUAAUGCAGUCAGGAAAUGGCCAAAUAUACAAAGAUUAUCA